GCACACGCGUUCAUUCCUUUGCCGAACGAGGUUGCAAGUGGUCUGCGGCUCGAAUCGCCCCGACGAGAGUUAGUAGCGAUCGUUAUCGACGUACGUCUCUCGUGAUCGGUAAAACGCGACACUCGCCAGAGAGAGAGAGAGAGAGAGAAGGACAGGAGCUAGAAAAGAAAAAGGAAAACUGGCUGCCGUAGCCGACGGAUACGCCUAAAGCUCGUAAAACACAGACCGAGGAUACGGCGGUGGAGGGUGCGUUCAUUUUCGCGUUUACCCAACCCCAGGAAAGUGUCAUCGAGUUAUUUCGUGCAUCAGGAUUUAUCGGUAGUGACGUCGUGUCUGUAACUGACAUUCCUGGCUGAUAAUCUGGAGCGUGUUCAUUGGCGUGGGCAAAGGGCGCCAAUUAGAAAUUACAAAUAUGUAUACGAACGUUUUUCAUGUGCGCUAUCGUGUCGAAAGGUUGUAGCGCUUAUCCGGGACUUUUGGGUUAAACGAGUUAUCAGUGCUGAGUGACUCUCUCCAUCGGUACGCAGAGUGCGAUACUUAACGAAAUCCCUCUCGUAGUUAAUCAAGGUGUGACACGCGAUAUUGCGAGUGCUAAUGAACUCGGCAUAGUAUUAAGUUAACCCGGCUUCUCUUGUGAGCUUGACGCAAGUUGCAUAUGGGGGAGGCCAACCGUGUUCUAUGUUGUACAGUGUAACUUGGGCGUUUUCGCGGGUACGUGUUGUCAGUGCGCGAGUGUGUACAGUGCGGUUUUUCGUAAAAUCUUCCGACGGAUAGUUAAGGAGGAAAAGUGCGGUGACUGUGAGAUAUUCGGACGGGAAAUUCUGUUGAACUUUAUAGACUUUAGGGAAAACUUGGUUGGUGCGACACUGUCGACGAUAACGUUUGUCAGACAGCACUUUGAGUUUCGUGCUCUUGUUUUAGCCUCUGACAGCUUAGACACGGAUACUUUAAACUCUACUCGUAAUAACUGCAUUGGAUGACAAAGGCUCAAGCUAUUCCUUCCGUGCUCGACAAGUUUCAAUGAUCGAGAUAGCCGCGAAAUUUGAAAAUCAAUCAUUCCACUCUCAGGUUAGGAUCUCUAAGUGACGUGUCGAGAAAAAUUAAUAAAACCGUACCGACGUCUUUGACAUCGUUGCACCAAGAGGCAUCAUUCGUGUUAUAAAUUUCUUUUGAUUUCUUUUUUCUUCUUUUUUUUCACUCAGCGAUACUUUUCACGUGCUCGUGCCAAUACGAUUCUGUCUAACGUCGCGACAAAGUAUCGCAAUUCCCACGAGAUACCGGUUCGUCUGGUUUCCGUGUAGAACCCUAAGAAGUGAAUCAAGAAAAUCGAGUUUCUCGUCGAAAGUAAAUGCUACCUGCGUUACAGUGUUUUCUCGUUUAAUCUCGUAUAUUUAUUUACUCAAAACAACGCCCCGUAAAGAAUUCAUUAGGUUCUCGACUUACGAGCGAGACUCCCGUGCCCGUAAACGGUCUUUUUGAAUUGAAAAAAGAAAAUAGAGAACCGACUCCUACUCCCGACACAAAGAAAACCCGAGAAGAGUCCGCGCUCGUUAACUCUCGCUCAUUAGCCAAAGUCCUCAGCCAAAUAAGCAUACAUCGAAUAUCCACAUCGUAAAUUAACGUUGCCGCGCGUCGCGCUCGUUCGCCCACGUAUUUAAACGACCGCGUCGUCCGUUGAAGAUCGUUGAAACCAAUUCGUGGUCAGUGACAUCGAUGUCAUGCGAAUGACGUUAAGAGGCACGAGUGCUCGCCGAUGUUUUCAUAAGAGACUGCGAGAGUGGAAUUAUCGUCCGAAACACGUAAUAAACAUGUCGGAAUCGUCGGUGCCAAAAGUGCCUGCCAUGAAACUGCUGAUCAUCCUGCUGGCGCUGUGCGCACCGCCCCACACAAAAGCCGACGGCGAGCAGUCCUUCAGAGUCAGGCCGACGAACAAUUCGGUUCUGGAAGGCGGCAAAGUGGUGAUAGACUGCGAAGUCAAUAAUCGUAUGGGGAUCGUUCAGUGGGUCAAAGAUGGCUUUGCCUACGUCAUACAGCCAAACGGUGAGAUCGUCGGCCAUCCCAGAUUCAGAUUGGUCGGCGACCAGAAUUCCGGUGUCUAUAAAUUGAGAAUCACGGAUGCCUCUCUGACCGACGAUGGAGAAUAUCAGUGCCAAGUUGGGCCCUAUUUGCGGGCCAAGCCAAUUCGUGCCAACGCCCAUCUCACCGUUAUCUCGCCGCCGGUCAAGGUGGAAAUCAGCAGCCAUCCGAACCAGGCGAAAAUCGAGGCGAAGAUAGGACAGUCGCAUACACUGGAAUGCGCAGUGAGAUUUGCCAAGCCAGCAGCGUCCAUUGUUUGGUAUCGUGGAAAUGUCCAAAUAAAAGGUGGCGAUACGUCCAUCACGCCAAUCUCCAUUGAGGACGAUAAGGAAAUAUUGAAACCUGGCGAAUUGAGGAAGAAACUAUUAAAAUACGACACCCACGGCUCGAUAACAAUUACGCCGACCGCCGACGACGACGAGAUGGAUUACACCUGCGAGGCGAGACACCCUGCCAUCCCCAUCGACAUGCCAAUGCGGGCGACCAUAAAGCUUUCCGUCCUGUAUCCGCCAGGAAUGCCUUACAUAGACGGCUACACGGAGGGCGAGACCGUACGACGUGGACAGCAGGUCGAUCUGACGUGUCGUUCUCGGGGUGGCAAUCCACCCGCCCAAGUAGUCUGGUUUAGAAACGAUGAACAGAUCACAACCGUUUAUAGAACCGAACCCACCUUCUCCGAGAACGUGCUGUCCUUCGAAGCGAAAGCGCAGGACAACAAAGCUCGAUUCAGAUGCGAAGUCUCAAAUAUUAUGAGCGUCGCUCCUCUCAAAGCUUACGUUGACCUAACAGUACUAUUCGCGCCUACCGCAGCCGUUAUUACUGGUCCGACCGAGGCCAAAGCUGGUGAACGGGUGAAGGUCACGUGUACCACUGAAAAUUCAAAUCCGCCGUCGGAUAUCAAGUGGGUGGUUGCUGGGAGAAAUUUUCAAAACAGCACGUCCAGGACGUACCUUGCUCCUCAGGGAGGAUCGAUCACCACCUCCGAUAUUACUUUCAGCAUCAAUCCGGAAGUUCGGAGUAUCGUUGUGCUCUGUCAUGCGCUUAACAAUAAGCUCGCUGAAAGUGUCGUCGGUACCCAUACGAUUAAUGUUAUUUAUUCACCGUCUGAUCUUGUAAUCACUGGUUACGAAGAAGGUACUAGUGUAGAGGCUGGUACCGUAUUGAAAUUAUCUUGUAUGGCCACAGCUGGAAAUCCAUUGGCUACGUUGACGUGGUAUAAGAAUGACCGGAAGGUACGUAAAAAGAUGACAGGAAAUGUUAGAACUCGUGAUCAGCUCGUAUCUAGUGAGCUUGCAAUUCUUGUUAAUGCCUCCGACAAUAAUGCACGUAUACGAUGCGAAGCUACUAAUUCAGCAACGGAAAUACCUCUAUUUCAGACUUUAUUACUUAAAGUGAACUUCGCACCUGAUCAAGUGAAGAUUAGCCGCGAGCCAAAAGAAUUUCGUGCUGGCCAAGUGGGACGGAUUAUCUGUGAAUCCAGUAGCAGCAAUCCACCGGCUGAGAUGUCCUGGUGGAAAUCAGGAAUACCAAUUGAAGGAAUUAAAAACAGUACAAAGUCAGGUUUACACGGUGGUUACUUAUCCUCGGUCGAGUUAACUUUAGACCUGACGGAGGACAUGAAUGGCGAUUUAUACACCUGCCAGGCCAGAAAUGCAGAGAUGGAGAGAUCCAUUCAUGAUGCAACAACGCUCAAUAUACUCUACAAGCCUAUAUUCGCUCCAUUGGAUUUAAACGAAUUGAUCGGAAUGGAAGGCGAACCCUUCGUUAUUUCCGUUUCGGCGGCUGGGAAUCCGGCUAGUAUUACCUACACUUGGACGAGGGAUGGUUUACCCUUAAGUGUCGGUGCCAAGAGGAUAACGGCAAGGGGUCCAACCUUAAAUAUCACCAGGUUGGAACGUUACGAUGCCGGUACAUAUAUAUGUGAAGCAAUGAACGAAGAAGGCACUACGUUUUAUCAACUGAACUUAACGGUUCAAUAUCCGGCAAAGAUCAAACGCACCUCCAUUUCCGGUAUCGUCUACCCGGCAAAUACGGAGGCGAAACUGUUCUGUGAAGUAGAUGGCAGUCCCAUUGGCGAUGCUUACGUUACUUGGUAUAAAGAAGGUUCCGCUAGCAAACUCUCAGGACGUUACUUCACGUCAUUCUCGAACAAGACAUCCUAUUUGCAUAUUGAGAAUCCUGGUCAGGAAGACGUAGGAGAGUAUCAAUGCAACGUUAACAAUGGGAUCAGCAACGUUACCUCGGAACCCAUUUUGUUUAUAACGGAUUUUAAACCGGAAAUGGCGAAUCCACCGUUGACGAGGAAAGCAGCUGCCAACAAGGGUACGAACGCUCGUUUAUACUGCAAAGCACAGGGUUCGCCUCUGCCACUCUUCACAUGGAUUUUUAACGGAAAGACGCUCCUACCUAAUCAGACUGAUCAGAAAUAUAACGUCAAUCAUACCGAGAUAUCGAAGCUGUAUUCACAGUCGGUGCUUACUAUCUUUCGCGUGUCUUCCCAUGAUUAUGGAAAGUACGAAUGCAGAGCUCAAAAUAAAAUAGGAUAUGCCACGGAUGAGAUAUACUUAGACGUGACGUCACCACCUGAUAAACCAUCGGACUUACGAGUGUACAACGUGACGCACGAUUCCGUAACGUUAACGUGGAAAAAAGGUUUUGACGGAGGCCUCCCCACGUCCCAUAAAAUAAGAUGGCGACAGGCGUUAGAUUACGAAGACAGAUAUUACUACCUGGAUGUAUCACCUGGCGAUUACAGUGCAGUUAUCACAGGAUUAUCCCUGGGGACCUACUAUGUUUUCAGUGUCAAAGCUAUAAAUGCCAAAGGCGAGAGCGGCUACCUUCCGGAUUUGACUAAAGUUCAGACUCUACGGCCGAACACUGCGGAAAAUCUGCCGGAGGUACUCCUGGAGAAGGGCGACUUCCCGAUGAAUUAUAUCUAUACGGUUGCUGCCACUUCCGUCGUCUUUUUUAUCGUUAAUCUCUUCAUCAUGUUAUGGUACAUUGUACGAAAGCGAAACAAAGCUCGUAUUAAUAAGUCCCAAACUACGGACAUGUAUGCACCAUCGACUGUCAAUGGCGACACCAUGACCGGUGAAUUAAGUUCGGUCUCGGAUGAGAAGAGCGACGUUAACUUCGACGCUAAUGAUUAUGUGGACGAGGGGCGGAAAACUGCAGCUAGCACCUAUUUAAUAGAUCAAAGUAUACAAGACUUUGGUAAAAACAGUUUAGAAAUGCAAGUUCAUCAUCAAGGGACUUUGAGCAGGCGUGGCAACCACGUGCACGGAGUUUUGAAUAUGGAUUCUCCGCCCCAGAGAACAACAGCCAGUGGAACACUCUCGGUCUCGAAAUCGAGCUACAUCGGGAAUCCGAGUCCAGCCCCACCAUCAGACGUGAACUUUUACAGCGUGGAGAUGGACAAUGGCCGAUAUUUGGGAUAUGAGGGAAACUCGAGCCCGGCCCCAGUGAUGGGGGACCCGGGCCCAGGCGCAUACUAUCCAUCCCUGGGACCCACAGGGCACAUCGUAGCGCAUCCACCAACAGGGACGGGGACCCUGACAAGAAACAGGACUCUUCCUCGUCCAGUCCCCCCCCCAGACGUCACUGUUAUGACUGCAGGAACAAAGUCCCCCAUACCGCCCUCGGUACCCCCCCCGCCAGCUACAUUUGCACGUGCGGCCCCCAACCCCGUACAUUCCCACGGGCACCCACUGUCAACUUUCACCUCGACCCCAACGUACUCUGACAUUGACGGACAUCUUGUUUGAGGUUCGCCAAUUUCCGCCUCGAAAAGACUCGCUGCCCCCUUAGGAUGCACCAGAGAUACUUCGGAAGAUGAUUCCGUCGACUCGGAGGAGAGCACACGCCUAUAGAUCCCGAAAGUGUUGUAUAGAUUUCAAUGAGUAUCCCAACAGGCAUUUACUCAAGCUCGGAUAACGCGGCGGCGGAUCGCGACCUUGCAACCUAUAAAUAUAUACAUAUAUAAAUAUAUAUAUAUAAAUAUAUACAUAUGACAUUGUGUUACUCGUGCGGGGACAUUUCGUUAUGUACAGAUUAGAUUGAUAAGAACCAGUAUGUUUAAGUACGACGACGAUGUUACGACUGUAAGAAUCAAUCGGUACGGACGAGACACGGGAUACUAGACUGGGCAUUUAUACUUCAUUUUAAUUAAUUUUUUUUUCUUUUUUUUUAUCCAUGCACCAUCCUCGACCUUAAGCGCAAGGGAUAUCCGACUAAGGACAGCCUGAGGAACUUCCCCGGGCACUAAAUUGGCUCUGUUGUGUAAUAUUGGCUUUUUUAUACUUGAACAACUUUACGUACCGCGUGUCUGGAGACGUCCCGGCGCCGGGACGCUUUUCGCACCGUAUUCACUGCCGCUCCAAAAAGUCAAUAAUACGCGUUGAAUGAUUUUACGAUUUUUUUUUUCUUUUUAUAACAUAGCGCGAUCAUUCCCGUGUAUAUUUUUUUAAUCCGUAAUAUCCGUACUGACCUGCUCUAUAUUAAUUAGCGAAUUGUCGGGCGACGGUAGUUCAACGAGCGAGAGGUGUUUCCUAUGUUCGAAAGUCAAAAGACAGUAACGACUGUAAGACGUGUUAAAUGAUCCAGGGAGCCACUCAAAAAAAAAAAUACACUAGAUCUCGGGUAUAUCAGGAAUGGUAAAACCAAGGCGCGAGAUCACAAUGAAAUUCUACGUGCGGAUGAAUUAGAAAAGAGAAUUGUAAGAUAGGUAGUAGAAAAUGACAAAUAUAUAACAUAAUCAGUGGACUUUACUGGAAAUCAUCCGAAAGGCAUAACAAAAAGAAAAGUGAGUGUCUUGGCGUAGUGAUAUCUUUAAAAAAGACAAUAGUACAUAAGUUUAGUUGUAUACGUAUAGUUAAAUUCAUUUAAUUUAAGAUAACUCGUACGCCACCCUGGCCAAGCCAAGUCGGUUGGUGAAUUCAAAAAUUCGCAUUCGGGUUCACGCGCAAGCGGCGACACAGCUCGGAUCGUAUUCCUGAUUAGUGUCGCGGGGAAAAUAUUUGUACACAUAUUUUUGCAUUUAUUUCAAUUGCAUUGAUUAUUCAUGUAAAUAGAGCAAAACGGAUACGUCUUGACAUUUCUCACACUCCACAAGUAUAAUUCAAAUGGAUCAUAUGAGGGUCUCACUGUACCUAGGCUAUAAAUGAAAAGAUGCGCUGUAGGACACCUAACUAAGACUAUAUAUGUAUAUUUGCGAAAAAAAAAAAUUACUCGUGUUAUCGUAUGAGACGACGAUGUGUUUUACGUUUCUGUAGAGAAGCCUAAGUAGUCGACAUAUAUAUUUUUGAAAAAGUAAAAAAAAAACCUCAUAUGUUUGGCCUAUUCUAGGUAAUACUUUCGAAGCGUGCGACACACACGGAAAUUUAAGCGGCCAACUCUCCGCCUCUACGUACUGCGAAUAAUAAUUCCAGACACCCAUUGUAAAUAAUUCAAUUCUAAUCGUAUGCCUGAACAUCGAAUAACCGGGAUGCAUUUAUUUUAUAUUAAUUCAUUCUUAUUCGGAUCGUCGUCGAUCCCAUUCGACUCUUUUUAUCCUUAUAAAAGUAAUUAUCAUUGUAAAUUAAUUUUACAUCGGAAUCACGUUAUCGAAUGGUAUCGCCUACACCCAUCUUGUUAUCGUGUUAAAUUGUUUGAGGUAUGAUAAGGUAAAAGGACAAAGUAUUAAAGAAGAUUGAAGGUUAUCGUAUCCGACGGGCUGUCUCUAGAUUCCUGCGUGUCUCAUGCUUGAGUAUCGUUUGAAAGUUUUAUGAAUGAACGUUUACUUAGCAUAUGCCAUUGUUAUUUGAUUAUUGCAAUGAUUUGUUACAGUAGAGUCUACAGGCUUAAAACGUGUAUUGUUGAUCGCUGUUGUGCGUGGAGCCGCGCAGACCGGCUUAGACUGAUGAUAAAAAAAAUUCACGUAUGCUCAAUUAGAGAACAUGUUCGCGCAUAAUUAAGAGUUCUAUUUACAUAUACAUGUUUUAUAUUUGUAAUUAACAAAAAAAAAUCAUCUAUACUUAAUAUUACCUGAAAUUAUUAGAUUAUGUAAUCUCCAAAGUAUUUGCUCAUCAAAGUGCUAGAACAUGUUUAAAAAAAAAGAAACGGGCCGAUAUUCGUCCAAAAUGGUACCUUGGAGAUGGACAUACCAUCUAACAGCACGGUAUUUGAUAUUUUACAUGAUAAUUCAUAAAUUACGUUGAUUAUUCUAAGAUCAUAGUCAAUCCUAAUUAUACAAUCAUUAAGAUAUAUGAGGAUAUAAAAAUAAUCAUUUUAAAUGUAAAUAGUGUAAAUACAAGACCUAGAUAGAUAUGAAAAUUGAAAUACAUAAUGAAUUAUAUCAAGCUACGAUGAAAAUACACAACAACAACAAAAUCGAGAGCUUUUCUAAUAGCUGACAAUUUUAUAUCUCCAUUUGCAUUAUUCAGUUUUACUCUUAUCUAUUGAUAAUCGGUUAGCACCGAUUGCACGUCCCUUUAUAAAGAUACACAUAAACACUUCACUUUGUGCGAAAAUUUUGACUUAUGGAAAAAUGCAUUUUUGCAUUAUGAACGAAACAAAUGUUUAGAAACUUAACGUCCAUUUGUUACGUAAAAACGGCUUAAAAUUGGAUGGAAAAGAAAAUUAUAUGUUUUUCGAAAAUUCGAGACUGAAGUCUUGAACGGAAUUGGAUUAAUUUUAUACGUAUAAAAAAAGAAAAAGAAAACAAAUGUUGAGUAUGCUACUUCCAUUUAUGUGCCAACAUGUCGAGAAUUAAUUCGAUAUACUGUGUUACGAAUGCAAAUAAUUUUUCAAUGACACAUCAACGAGCAAAACACGAUAAUUUAAAUGACGUCGAAAUCAUGGUAUUAAAAUGUUGAUUGAUUAUCGCCAAUUUUUCAUUCAUACGUGCACGUCGAUAAAGCUCUCUCUAAAUAAAACUAAAACCACAUGUGUAAUGUAAUUAAAUAUCCAAUCGGUAUAUUAAUUAUUGUAUAUAUAUAUAGUAUUUUUACAUUCUAAUUCUAAAUUCCAUUUCCGAUUCUAAAUGGUACAUUAUUGUGUGCUUCGUCUGUCGCUCCUGCAUUACACAAGGAAAAUCGUACUGUAUACGUACUGCUCGUAACGUUCGAUAAUUUUCAUUAAUCAUUUUCAUUGAAGAUAUUGAAAAUUCAAUUUUUCUUCGUGUUCUCCCAACCUUCCCCGACUCCCUUGAAACUUUUCUACCCUGUAUAGAAAGUGACGCGAUUUCGUCAGAUACUCCCAGAAUGAAUUGCCUAUUUGGUAAUAUUUUAAUGAGUGGUACAGUUCGUCUUUUUUUUUUUUGUAUCCAUCUAUCACAAUUUUUAUUGGGCAACCUGAAAAGUAAAAGAAAAGGAUAAUAUAUUGUUAUAUGCUAUAUUUAAAAAACCCCAUUGAAAGUUCAUUGAGUUUGGUGUGCUGCGGUAUGAAAGUACUUUGCCAAGAUGUUAUGUGUUGUUGGGGAAUAUAGAAAAUUUAAUAUUUUUUUUUUCUUUUGGAGCACGUAUAUUCAUAGCUAAUGAAUAUAAAACCUCGAGGACUCGCGUGUGCACGGAGGCAGAGUGAAGCUCAACACACUAGUCUUUAAUUUAAAACCAAAGUAAAAGAAAAUGAAAAUUAUGUAGUAUUUAAGAAUCUCCAUUAAGUGUACACACUCGUGUGUCUAUACAGAUAUAACGACUAUUAAUGAUUCAAUCACUGUAAUUAGGUAAAGAAACGACUAACCAUUAUUAUACAGAUAGGUAAAAUUAAGCCACUCAUUAUAUGUAUUUUAUUUCUAAUACGUUUUUCAUCAUGCAGCGUUAACGUUUUAUCCUUAGGAGGUUUCGUCGAUUAGCGAUAUCAAUUCUGUAUCUGUAUAUUGUUUUUCUAUUGAAACUAUUAAAACUGAUUAUAACAUA
Cephus cinctus (wheat stem sawfly) is the source of this 9968-nucleotide messenger RNA. RefSeq names its product nephrin (gene sns). Lineage: Eukaryota; Metazoa; Arthropoda; Insecta; Hymenoptera; Cephidae. The transcript has 18 exons. The record is from RefSeq and is a predicted model, not a curated record. Gene Ontology annotation, biological process: cell-cell adhesion. Gene Ontology annotation, cellular component: cell-cell junction. Gene Ontology annotation, molecular function: cell adhesion molecule binding. The coding region runs from base 1719 to 5840 and encodes 1373 amino acids.